Molecule: messenger RNA, 19851 nt
Organism: Podarcis lilfordi (Lilford's wall lizard)
Lineage: Eukaryota; Metazoa; Chordata; Lepidosauria; Squamata; Lacertidae
Source: the annotation of a GenBank genome assembly
GCUGCGCGAGGCGGAGUCUGUUAGGGUCGCGCGCGUCCCGAGAAGCGGAGAGGGCUCACGCGCACGUGGCCGCGCGCUCCCGAUCCGCGCGGGCACCAUUGGCGCCGCCCCUUCGCUUGCUUCUCUGCCUUCUCCUCCCGGCGCUUCCCGCACAAGACGCGAGGAAGAGGAUGCCGAGCGCCGACGCCAGCCUGACCCCGCAGGUGCACUGGGCGCAGCGGCACCACCAGCUCUACCUGCGCGUGGAGCUCAGCGACGUCCAGGUGAGCGCCUGGCUCGGUGGGCUGCGGAGCCGAGGGGGUGGGGGGGUUAGGUAGGUGUCGGUCCCCCACCCCCAACACGCAGUCUCCCCUGCGGCCUUUCCCUCCCCCACUCCUGCCCAAGGGAUUCUGGGGCAGCCUCUCUUCUCCCCGGGUGCCCUAUAGAUACCCCACUUCCCGGGGGGCCGCAGGUGCUUUAUUGAUGCCCAAUAAAGCACCCCCCCAAAAAAAAUCCUUAGAGCGACAUGUACGCCCGCAGGGGCUUCCACGGCGAGGCAUUGGUGCUCCUUGAUCGCCACCGAUCCCCACUUGGCCGAGGAGCGUUUUGGGGGGUGCUUUAUUGGGCAUCAUCAUGGACAGGCCUCAGGCUGUUUGCAGAGGAGGCUUCAGGGCCAUGCAAGUUAAUAAUGCAAUCAUCGUUCUUUAGUAAUAUGGUGUGCGUGCCGGUUUUGCCAGGCGGGAUCCACAGGGGCAAGUGGGUGUGCAAAGGUGAAGGGAGAAAGCAGGUUAUUAUCUCUUCGAUCUGGUUGGUUCCCUGUGCGCAUGUGUGCAUACCACCUACAUUUGACAUAGCACGCAGUUAACACAUUCCUCUCCCCUGCAGAUAAUCCUGGGAAUUGUAGUGUCCCCCCAGGGUGCAAGGAACUAAAGACUACAGUUCUCAGGAUUUUGCACACCUUUCCCCUUUUACAACCCUUCUCCUACAGGAAAGUUUUCCCCAUAAAUCCUGCACUAGUCUCCGGCGCUAUAAGGGUAUUGCUAAAAACUUUUGAUUCGAUUCGAUUUAUUGCAUUUCGACGCCGCUUUCCAUUCAGAGAAAUCUCAUUUUAUGAAUACAUAGUUGGUGUUGUAAAAUCGUUCAAAGUGCAUCUCAAAGCGGCUGACAGAAAAAAAGAAAAGAACAUCCCAAAAAUGAAAGAACAUCCCAAAUACAGCACAAAUAACAUAAAUCAAUAAAAUAAUUACAAUUUGUAAAACACUCUUAACGAAACAGCAGCUAAAAAAAAACAAAAAGGUAAACAUCACGGUUGCAGCAAAAACUGUUUAUUAUAUGAUCCGUAAUUCAAUACGCCAUUUAUAAUCUAUAAAUCAAUGUUAACAACAUUGAUGAAAAACGUACACUAAGCACAAGUUCAUACACACACUUUCCACGCCCCCGUGACUCAUAUUCUUUCACACUUUUCAGUUCAUUAAAAUACACAUAAAAUACACACAAUGUUAAGCCAGCUCAGGCAGAUGCUGGGGUCCUCACUGUGGAGAUAGUGAGGUUUAGGGGGGGGGGGUUGGUGGCAGCAUUAUGUCCUUUUCACCCUCCUUGUGGAGUUCCUGCUGCUCCUUUUUGUGGAAUAGGGGAGAAGAAGCUAUGCUUUAUCCCCACCCACCCACAUUGCAGCUUUGGUGACCCCUUUCUGAAGGGCCCCCGUCCCGAUAUGUCUCAAAUUAGGCUUCUGCAGGCCCUAUUAUUUUAUAGGGACCAUGCCAUCAAGGCUUUUCCCCUAAGCGCCUGACCGUGGUUUUUUUAAAAAAAAGUUUUAUUAUUAUAAUUAUUACAUUUAUAUGUAAAUUUUAUAAUUUCCGUCAAGGAACUCAGGGUGGUAUACAUUGUUCUCCUUCCUCUGCGUUUUAUCAUCACAGCAACCCUGUGAGGGAGGGUAUUCUGAGAGCAAGUAACUGGCCCAAAGUCACCCCACAAGCAUAGCUGUCAACUUUUCCGUUUUCUUACGAGGAAUCCUAUUUGGAAUAAGGGAAUUUCCCUUUUAAAAAAGGGAAAAGUUGACAGCUAUGCCCACAGGCUUCAUGGCUGACUGGGGAUUUGAAUAUUGUAAAAGUAUGUACUUUCCCACUCCAAGCUGUGAUGAACAGCAGCUUAGAAUCUGCUGGGAUAAAAGCAUGAUAAAAUUACCAUUAUGCAAGUUCUGCCGUCCUCUGCAGAUCCCUGUCUCUGAUAGUCUGCUUCUAUUAUUAAUUAUUAUUAUUAUUAUUAUUACCACCCUUCAUCUACUAAUACAAAAUAAAAGCACAAAAUACAUCAUAAAACCAGGAACAAAACCACCACAAAUAACAGUCCCUCUCCUCCAACAAUUCUGUGAAUGGGUUUUUUAAAUAUAUUUGUAGAUUUAUGAAACCGCUUCACAGGCAAGAGCUACAAAAGUGGGGUGCAAUAAGAUACAAAAGGUUGUUGAAGGCACCUCGGGUAAUUUAAAUACAAGCAAAUGGGCUAAUGAAAACCUUGAUCAGAUCCAAUACGGCUCUUUUUCUUUUGCCUCUUUCUCUGCAGGAUCCUGACAUCACAAUUACAGACAAUGUGCUCCAUUUCAAAGGUAGGUCAGUUUUGUUGUGUUUUCAUGAUUCUUUCUGGAAGAAAAUGGCUUUGGGAUCUUGCUGUGGCAAGAUUUUAUGCAGUAGAUGGCAAUUUAGAAUCGAUAAAUAAUAUGUAAUACCCUUUUUUUAAAUCACUGUUUCCUCCUGAUUUUUGUUAAACUUUUGCUUUGGGGGUGGGGAAGGAGAAGCCGCGUUUGCAUUUUAAAAGCGUUAUUAUUUUGGUCAUGAGGCCUAAAACAACUGAGCUCUUGACAUAAAAGCCACUACUGUAACUGUAAAAUUAACAUGACUUUGGAGGCUUACGUUCUAUCUUUCCCCUCCUGUGCCGUAAUUUCAAACAAAAUUCAACCUAUUUGAAUAUAGCAGUGAAAUUUCCCCGAUCUAUUGAGUUGAUUGUAAGCCCUGCUAAUAAUGGUCUCUCUCUUUCAAAACAUCUUGUUUACUGUUGCAUAAGGAACUGACAUUCAAAUUUGAAAGAUAAGUGGAUACAAUGCAAAUGUUUGUUUGUUUUUUAUUUUGAUCUUCUGUGUCCUCAUCAUGGAUUUGCCCUACGUCUAAAGACUUGUAAGAGCAAUGCAUUGCGUUACUUAAAAAACCCCCCAAAACCCCAACCCAAAUCCUGUCUUUGAAUGCGAUUAACGCAUUAUUACAUAGGGGGGGGUGUCCAUUUACACACCAUACAUUUAAAGUACUAUGAUAACACUUUAAACACUAAUGGCUGCUCCCCAAGAAUCCUGGGAGCAGUAGUUUGUUAAGGGUGCUGAGCGUUGUGUAGAGAUUCCCUUGUUUCCCUCACAGAACUACAAUUCCAGAAUUUCCUGUGAAGAGGAAUUGAUUGUUAAACCAUUCUGGGAAUUAUCGUUCUGUGAGGGGAAAAGGGGCCUCCUACUCAUUCUCAGGGGACACGGGUGGCACUGUGGGUUAAACCACAGAGCCUAGGACUUGCUGAUCAGAAGGUCGGCGGUUCAAAUCCCAGUAACGGGGUGAGCUCCCAUUGCUCGGUCCCUGCUCCUGCCAACCUAGCAGUUCGAAAGCACGUCAAAGUGCAAGUAGAUAAAUAGGUACCGCUCCGGCGGGAAGGUAAACGGCAUUUCCGUGCACUGCUCUGGUUCGCCAGAAGCGGCUUAGUCCUGCUGGCCACAUGACCCGGAAGCUGUACGCCGGCUCCCUCGGCCAAUAAAGCGAGAUGAGCGCCGCAACCCCAGAGUCGGCCACGACUGGACCUAAUGGUCAGGGCCCCCUUUACCCCUUUACUCAUUCUCAGAACCCUUAACUAACUGCAGCUUCCAGAAUAUGGCCUGUGGGGAGGGGGCACACUUACCGCAUUAAAAUGCAGCAUUAAUUAUUAUUAUUAUUAUUAUUAUUAUUAUUUGUUGUUAAUAUUUAUUGGACUUGUUAGUUGCUUGUUACCCAAAGGUCUCCAAGUGACUAACAACACAUUUAAAAACAUAAACAUAACUAUAUUAAACAAUUAAAGGUAAAGGUAAAGGUACCCCUGCCCGUACGGGCGAGUCGUGUCCGACUCUGGGGUUGCGCGCCCCUCUCGCUUAAGAGGCCGGGGGCCAGCGCUGUCCAAAGACACUUCCGGGUCACGUGCCCAGUGUGACAAGCUGCAUCUGGCGAGCCAGCGCAGCACACGGAAACGCCGUUUACCUUCCCGCUAGUAAGCGGUCCCUAUUUAUCUACUUGCACCCGGGGGUGCUUUCGAACUGCUAGGUUGGCAGGCGCUGGGACCAAACGGCGGGAGCGCACCCCGCCGCGGGGAUUCGAACCGCUGACUUGACGAUUGGCAAGUCCUAGGCGCUGAGGUUUUACCCACAGCGCCACCCGCGUCCCAAUUAAAAAAUUAAAUUAAACAAUUAAAGCAAAAAUGACCCCCAUAAGAAAGACAAGAAGCUUGGGCAGCCUUUACCUGGUGCUGAAAGAUGUUGAAGGUGCUAACCAUGAUGAGGACAGAAGUGAAUUCUUGUCAAUUUUGGCAGUUCCUUGACACCAGACUUGAUAUGUGGCGGGUUGUGCCUGGAUGCAUCGCUAUGCCCUGCAGAGGGCCAAGUCCUGGUGUUUCUGAUUUAUCUUUUACCUGCUUUAAAAAAAAAAAUGCAGGAAGGACAGACGGACAAUUAACCUGGAAAGCCUUCUGAGAAACGGAGCUGUCAUUCAGUUGCAGAGUUGUGCCACUUCCUGCAAUUCUCAAGUAGAUUUCUUACUUCUGCUUGUUUUUCUUCCUAGCUCAGGGCCACGGAGCCAAGGGAGACAACGUGUAUGAAUUUCAAAUUGAGUUUCUGGCACCAGUGGACCCGCAGGUAACAGCUUCUGGUGUUUCCUGCAGCUGAAUUACAAGGCCAGUGCUUUGACCAACAGGUGGAUGGUGCUUUGGAGUUUUGUCUCUCAUGGGUGGUUUUCUGUGUAUACCUCUGCAACCUUCAGAGUUCCCCUGAGUACGCUUAUACUCAGAACUUCCUCUGUGACGGUACUCACUGGUGCAGAAUAUUAAUUUUAUUCCCUCCCCCCUUACAUUUACAUCCCACCUUUUUUUCCAAGGAGCUCAGACUUCUGCUUUCUAUUUUAUCCGCACAGCAACCCUGCGAGGCAGAUUAGGCAGACAGACAGUGACUGAGCGGGGAUUUGAACCCUGGACUCCCAGGUCCCAGUCCAGCACUGUAACCAUUACACCACGGAGGCUCUCACUUCUUUUUGCUACUUAUUGUAGCCAUUUUGUGCUGGACCAACAGCACUUUUAUCAGGAUAUGAGUACUGACACCUCAUUUUUUAACUUAAAAAGCAGUGCUUAUACCUGUAGCAAUUGCGCAACUAUCCAUCCCCCCUUGACCAGUCCUCCAAAUGCCGGCUGGACCCGGCAGGGAGACAGGUAGUUACAUGAGGUGUUUCAAGUCACAAAACAAAUCGUAAGCUGCCACCACCUCCUCUCCUGGGUCAACCCUCAAAUGGGGUCCAAGGAGGAGGAGAACCCCACUUCGAUAUUUACCGGGUUGCCCAGCCCUGUGUCACUUUACUGUGACACAGACAGAAAUCCAACAGGUAGUGUGUACUAAGUGGUCAAGCACCAGUUCAGCUUGUCUGGGCAAAAGGCACAGAAUACAGAAAGGCAAAAGUCCUUUUUCAAAUUUAUUGAAAAAGCUACUCAAAGAGUAAAAGCUUGCACAUUUCUUAAAAGGUUACAAACAAGAAAAAUAACAACAUAAUAUCACUAACUAAAACAUACUCACAAGUAAUCAGUAGUUCAAAGCAUAGUAAGAAGUCACAAAGUCUGUUCUGGUCAAACGCCCUCAGGCGAACACCAGGGCAAGGUGGUCUGCAAACCUUUAUCCUUGAGAACCCCUCGUGGAAUACAGGUUUAGGAACCAAUCAUUUCUUUGGGUUAAUUACCAAUUUGCCAAUGGCUGUAUGAUGAGACAAUAACUCCUGAUUGUGAGAAGACCCACACAGCUGAACUUUGUUUAUUCUCAGAGACCUUGAGAUCAAAAGGCUCUCCCUUCAUUCCCAGACUUCUCUGAUCCAUACCAGGCUCUUGAGCUGUAAAUUACCUGAUAGCCUUUUGUAACUUUUCACACUUCAUCCACAUUCAAGCCCCCAGCUGGGCAAGGAUCUGCAAACCAGAUAACAUAGCAUCCUGCCUAGAGUCAGGAGGCAAUUUGAUCUACACUUCUAAGGACAGUUUUACAAUUAAAGAGACCAGAUCUCUAUUUCCCAGAAAUCCACAGUUUCAACUCUCCCACAAUGCAUCACACCCACAUGAACCAAAGUUUAACAUACGAAGAUUUCUCAACUUCACUGCAAUACCUCUCUUGUUUCUCAGUGAUUCCCAUCUUGAGUUUGCUGUUUCAGAGAAUGAUGGUGUGGCCAUGCAGCUAUGUAGAUACGAUCAGCAUGUGAGAUUGCUCAGUGGUUUUUACAACUCUGAAAUUCCAGUCAGCACUGUUUGUGUGAUAAGCCAGAAUCCUGUGCGUAGGUUGUGGUAUUAGCCAAUGAAGUUGGCUAAUGCUUCCUUCCUCGGGCAAGAACCUGCUCUGCCUACAUGCCAGCAUCCUAGAGCUACCUGCUUCUGCUUAGCCUAGAGAGUUCCUUGGAGCCACUUAAGUAUCAGAUAUCUGGCUCAAGUUUCCUGCAGUGCUCACCUAACCGCUUGGAUGGGGGAAACUGCCUGCCUGGAUCUUAAUUUCUGCAAUCCUCCUGCCUGCAAGGGAACAGAAAUGUCAAAGCCCCCUUAGAAGCUGGAGCAAUUGUGAUUUCUAUGCCAAAAGCUCAGUCACAACUAUAGAGUUCCAAACCCUGACAAGUGAGAGAUAAGAAAUUCGCCCCAGUCGAGCACACAGAUAGGGGCCGGCUGUACACAGAACUGGUUGUACAAAGUAACCCAAACAAGUUAUGAAAGACAGUGGGGGAAAUCUGAAGUUAGUCGUGCUCAAAGUAGAGCCAUUGAAAAAUGGGUUUGUUUUGACUAAUCCUGGAUAGCACCAAAUUACUGUGAAGCAAGAGAAGGGAUGGCUUUCCAGUCGUAGUCACAUGUCAAAGUGCUACAGAAAUCUGCACAGAAAUGAUUCCAUAAUUCUUGACUGUGUAGCCUUGUUCAGUUGUAACCAUCGUAGUCUGAUAAAGAAUGGUUUUGGCUGUCAGACUGACAGGCACCUGCCUGAAGUAUCCUGAUGGCCUAAGAGGAAGAGAGCCUUGCUGCUUCUGGUGUGAAAUAUGGUACAUUCUGUGCCAAAUCAACAAACAAGGAGUGCACAAUCGUCAUGAAUUUUGUGGGUAUUUUGCAAAGUCGUUACUUAUGUCAAAAUGUAUCUUACAGCAAUGGCAUUAGUAUUACCCCUUAUGCCUAGGAGCAGGGCUACACCCCACUGAAAGUUCAUUCAAGGUCGCAGUGCCCUUGGUAUUUUUUGCCACUGAAUGGCAAAAUAUUCACUGAACAUGCUACUUGCAACAGUCAUUGUGGGGCCGUUUUGAGGCUCAGGGUCUCUUUAAACUGCUGCUAAAAUGGAUAUUUGAGUGCCCUCCAUUUCAGCAGUGGAAACUGCUUUCUCCUCCAGGAGUAAGGUGCACACCCAGCCAGGGGCGUAGGAAGGGGUGCAGUGGGGGAGGAGAGCCCCUGGUGCCCUCACUGAAGGGGGUGACAUUUGGCGCACUGCCCACCUGUGACUUCCAAGCCUACCCCGAGCCAUUGGGGUAAGGGGGGAGCUGUGCCACUUUGCCAGCGACAUUCCCCCCUUCCCCCUUCAAUUUGACAGCUUGGGGGAGGCUUGGGAGUCGCGGGUGGGCAGCUGCAGGGCGCGCACACCUCUCCAAACACCCGAGUGGCUAUCCUGCGCUUGGGAGGGCACCCUCCGUGCCACGCCCCCCUUGGGAGUGCACCCAUCCUGCACAGCGCGGGCAUAUGCUCCGCCGCUGCACCCAGCACCUAUCAGUGCCCUCCAGCUCUAGAAUGUACCUUUGAAGGCUUGUCCGUACCUGCAUCACGAUGUCAGGUGAAAAGAAUCCUGUUGGGCCAAGGCUGGCGUGCAGGCGGAGCUUCCUCACCUGUGCAGUAACGGCUUGGGUCACAAAUCUGAACAUUCAGUUUUAAAAGUUGCGAAUUAGUAGCUUGGUGUGGAUGCUUUUGCAAGGCCAGGAUAGCCUGUGUUGAGUAGCACUGCAGGUUAUCCACAACUGUGCUUGUGUGUGUGCGUGCGAUUUUUGAUGAAGUUAUUUCCAACCCAGAGCUGUUUGAUAAUGGAACGGUCUCCCUCGGAAGGCGACGGACUCUCCUCCGUUGGAGGUCUUCAAGCAGAGGUUGGGGGGGGCUCUGUCGGGGCCUCUUUAGCUGUGAUUCCUGCAUUGCAGGGGUUGGACUAGAUGAGCCUUGGGGGCUCCCUUCCAACUCCAGAGUUCUGUGUGACUCAGUACCAGUGCUCUGUGGUUGUCUUCUUUCAGCCAGCCUAUAAAAUGACACAGAGGCAGCUGAACAUCACCGUAACGAAGAAGGAGAGCCAGUGGUGGGAACGGCUGACCAGGCAGGAGAAGCGGCCGCUGUUCCUUGCUCCGGACUUUGAUCGUUGGUUGGAUGAGUCGGAUGCUGAGAUGGAGCUGAAAGCCAAAGUAAGGCCCAGCCAUUGAUACACAAUGUGCUCUGUCCCAUCCUUUCUCCAUGAGGACACGUGGGCGUGUCUGCUUGGCUGAUGAUGGAAACAGACUACAGUGGUACCUUGGUUCUCAAACUUAAUCCGUUCCGGAAGUCUCUUCCAAAACCAAAGUGUUCCAAAACCAAGGCGCACUUUCCCGUAGAAAGUAAUGCAAAACGAAUUAAGCUGUUCCAGACUUUUAAAAACAACCCCCAAAGCAGAAAUUUAACAUGAAUUUUACUAUUUAACAAGACCAUUGAUCUACAGUAUGAAAGCAAUAAUCAAUGUACUGUACUAGAAAAUAAAUAAGACAGUAUUGUAGUUGAUAAAAAUUUUAAAAAUAAUGAUUUCGUAACUGCACUGAUGAUAGUCAUUGUUUGGAUGAGGGGCUUUUAUCCAUUUCCGCAGUCACACAGUCAAUCAAUCAAUCAAUCAACCAGUAGCUGAACUAGGUUCCACACAGUCACAAAAACAAAUUAACUGGAAAAGCCUCAAAAACAAAAACGCAAAAUAAAUAGCAAAAACAAAAGCGCCAAACUUAAUCCAUUCUGGAAGUCCGUUUGACUUCCGAAAGGUUCAAAAACCAAGAUGCAGCUUCUGAUUGGUGCAGGCAUCCCAGAAACAAUAGCUGACAACUGCAUUGGAUGUUCAGCUUCUGAAAAAUGUUUGAAAACUCGAACACUUACUUCCAGGUUUUCGGCGUUUGAGAACCAAAGUGCCACUGUAUUGCCAGCCCGUAACUCCAGUGUUCAAACAUUUGCACUGGCUACCUAUGCUCUCCUAGGCCAGGUUCAAGGCUCUACUAUACCAUACAUCUCUGUCCAACUACUGAAGUCUUUGGGGGAGUCACUAUUAGUUUCCAGGCCCAGUUCAAAGGGCUGGUGUCGACCUAUGAAGCCUAACAUGGCUCAGGACCUCAAGACCUUAAGGAUUGCCUCUCCCCAUACAAACUGACCCGGACCCUGCACUUGUCAUCUGAGGCCCUUCUCCAUGUCCCCCAUCCCAGAAAUGUGGCAACAAGAGAACGGGGCCUUUUCUGUGGUAGCUCCCCAAUUGUGGAAUGCUCUCCCCAGAGAGGCUCGCCUGGCGCUGCCAUUACAUGUCUUUUAGGUGCCAGGCAAAAAUAUUCCUCUUUAACCAGGCCUAUGGCUGUUAAAUAUUCUAUGGCCUGUAAAAGUAUGGGGGAGUGGAAUGAUUGUUUUAUUAUUAGGCUGUCUGUCAGUAUGCUUUUUACUCUGUUUUUAAUUAUGUUUUUAAUCAGUGAUGUUCUGUAAUGUGUUUUUAAUGUUAUACGCUGCAUUGAAAUCUUUUGAUAGAGGGUGGUAUAUAAAUAGAAUAAAUAAUAUAACAAUAUAAUAACUGUUGGCACCCCAUGGCUAGAAUGUCCACCAGGAGCUGUGCAUCCAAUAUUGUGGGGCUAGUUCUAUGGAACUUCCUUUCAGCUGAGGCCAGACAGGCUCCCUUCCUGUUGAACUUCUGCCUACUGAAAACCCUUUUAUUUAAAAAAAAAAAAAAUCCAGCAGGCAUUUUAACUGAUUAAUUCUGAUGUAAUAGUUCAUUCGAAGUCAUUUUUAUUUUCAUUGGAUUGAGUUUAUUGUAUUCUGCCUAAGAGGCAAUUGUAAUGAAGUGGUAGAAUAAGUUGUCUAAACAUUACCGUGAGUGUAUGAAGCACUUUGAACUGUGCUAUUUUAAAUGCUAAGUAGUGUUGUUUUUUGCAAAGGCAGAUUUUGUUAAAGGCAGACAGGACUGCGAGGUGAUUAAGUAGCAACUGCAAAGGGAAGGCAAUACUUAGCAGGGACUUUUGAAAAGGAGGAAGAGAGGCAAUUUAAAAUGAAAGCAAAAAUGAAAGAGAAUGCCCCAGGCAAGUUGGGGGCUGGAGGGGAAAAAAAGAGCUGAAACUGGAGGCCAUCUGAAUUGUCCAGCAGACACCAUCACCCAAGAACGCGCUGGCUCAACAUCCGCUCACGUUGGAUGUUGUUGAGUUGGUUUUUCUGUUUUGUUUUUUGGCAAAGGUCUGUCCCAAAAGACAGCAGGCGGCUUCCCAAUGGCACUUAGGUAAAGGGUAAAGGGACCCCUGACCAUUAGGUCCAGUCGUGACCGACUCUGGGGUUGGUUGCGGCGCUCAUCUCGUUUUAUUGACCGAGGGAGCUUCCGGGUCAUGUACAGCUUCCGGGUCAUGUGGCCAGCAUGACUAAGACGCUUCUGGCAAACCAGAGCAGCGCACAGAAAUGCCGUUUACCUUCCCGCCAGAGCAGUACCUAUUUAUCUACUUGCACUUUGACGUGCUUUUGAACCGCUAGGUUGGCAGGAGCAGGGUCCGAGCAACGGGAGCUCACCCCGUCAAGGGGAUUCGAACCGCCAACCUUCUGAUCAGCAAGCCCUAGGCUCUGUGGUUUAACCCAUAGUGCCACCCGCGUCCCCCCCAAUGGCACUAACACUUGCUAAAAACCCAUCUUGCUCAUUUUUUAGGAGGAAGAAAGGGUUAACAAAAUCAGCAUAGAGAACCGCAUCCCCAAAGACCGUAAGUAGCCAGUAUCUUUUGUAUAAUCAUUUUGUUAAUUAUUGUGUGUAUAUUAGUCACCAAUGUGUUGCAUGAGUCGUACUACAGUAUCUUUUGUCUGGCAAACCUUUCUGUGCCAGCAAGAUUUCUUUACCGCUCCUCCAAUCUCCCUGUUUAAAUACCACCCCAUAUUUUGUGAAAAUGGAGAUAUGAUGGACUGGGAAGAAGACAGGGAACAAGCAGGUCUAUAUAGACUUAGGGAUUUUGUGUAAAUGUUUUCUCCCUACAUGAAGAACAGAUUUUGGCUAAGAUUCAAAAUGCAACAUGGUCACAGUUUAAUUUUAAUUGGUUGCUUUUCUUUCUGCUAAAACCAUGUACUAGCCAUUCAGUCAGACCAAGUGUUGGCUGCUUUAGAACAACUAAACAAUUAAACAUGAAAAGUGCUGGGAUAGCUCAGUCGGUAGAGCAUGAGACUCUUAAUUUCAUUGGGCAAAAGAUUCCUGCAUUGCAAGGGGCUGGACUAGAUUGCCCUCGUGGGUCCCUUCCAACUCUACAAUUCUGUGAUUCUAUAAACUUACGGUUAAUGUUCCUGCUACAUCAAAGGGUGUAGUAUCAACUAUACACAUCUUAAGGCCACAAAAAUUCCCUUGGAAACGGACCUUCAAGUAAUGAAACCUGCUUUGCAGGGAAAACACAUUUUAAAACAGUUUUGGCCCAAUUAAGGGAAUCUUCUUUGAAACUCUUACACAGAUGGCACCUUUCCCCCUUGUGAAUAUCCAACAUGAUACCAGGGGCAACAUCAACCUGUUAGAGGGGAUAUGGAGAGACUGGAUCCUACAGACAUAUGUGGUGGUUUUGCAAAUCUGUUUACCCAUUUUCGGUUCUGGUAUUUAAAGAGUUGAGUUUAAUAUACAAACUGGAGCUGCAGCCUUCCCCUCCACUUGAUUUACUUGGAAUUAAAGGACAUUUCUGCUCCAGCAGCUGCUCAUAAAGACCUUCUAACAUUCCUCCUUGCAGCAACACAUAUGGAAAUAGUCAUACGAUGAUGGCGAACUGCCUUGGGCUUCAACAUUGAAGCGUGGUGCUCCAGAGCAUGGACAAUGGCCCUGGCUGAAAAGCUGGCAUGCCAGAUUCGUGUGACAAAGGGCAUUCUAACCCCCAUCUUUUCUCUAAUGUGUGUCAACCGUUUUGGGAUUAUGUGUGUCAAGAAGAUUGUGUUCAUAACCCACCGAGAUCUCACAGUAAUACGUGGAAAGGUGUGAACUGUAAGAAUUCGAUUUGAUAUUUUUAAGCAACAUGGUUACGUAGUUUUAUGUGCGGUGUGAAAAAUGAAUGUGUAUAAAAGAAAGCCUUUGUCAUUGUGCCUCCGACCAAAGACAGGAUCUUGCAUUCCACUGACUUCUGCCAUUUAGCCCCUGUUCUUCUGCAAUGCCUUGCAGCUUUCCGGCACCUGAAGAGAGGUUACCUCUUCAUGUACAACCUUGUGCAGUUCCUGGGCUACUCAUGGAUUUUCGUGAACAUGACAGUUCGGCUCUUCAUGCUGGGGAAAGGCAAGUAACACUCUUCACCCUCUUGUCCCUGCUGGCUGGUGCUCCGCUGCCAAGUUCAAUCCCUGGCUGCUCUCAUUUAAAAGGUCCUUGAGCAGCAGUAGAGCGGCACAUGCAGAAGUUCAGGGCCGUUUCACAAUAGAUACAGCCACACCCCCUUCCAAGAUUAUACAAUAAUCUUGCAGUUAUGCAAUAAUAAUAAUAAAUGGGGAUGCAUUGCAGUGGUCAGUGCAGAUCUCCAUGUGUUGCCUUUGGGCUAGAUCUGGUGUUUUCUGUGCACAUACAUGGGCAAAUGAUUUGGAGUGCUCCAGUGUCGUCUUUCAGGGUGACUUAAAUUGUGUUUACAGUGGUACCUCGGGUUAAGUACUUAAUUCAUUCUGGAGGUCCGUUCUUAACCUGAAGCACCACUUUAGCUAAUGGGGCCUCCUGCUGCCACUGCACUGCCGGAGCACAGUUUCUGUUCUCAUCCUGAAGCAAAGUUCUUAACCCAAGGUACUAUUUCUGGGUUAGCGGAGUCUGAAACCUGAAGUGUAUGUAACCUGAGGGGUAUGUAACCUGAGGUACCACUGUACUGGAAAUUCUGUUGUAUGGAACUUGCAUGUUCUUUUGAAGCGGAAGUCGCUUGCAGCGUUCUUAAACUCUUGCUUUAAAGCAUACAGAACAACAAUUCUUCGUGGAUCUUCCCACACAUUCUUCAGAGCGAUCCUAGGAGCCAAUCCUCAGUGGCUGACUCACUUCCUUUCACUCUGAUUGGCUGCAAUUAGAAGGCUUCUUGGUGUUUACAUAGUUUCACUUUCAUGCUGAUUGGGCAACUCAAGGGCACUGCAAAAAUAGUAAUAGAUCUUCGACACCCACCCACCCCCAAACUUUGGACUGCUACAACUCUUAUCUUUAAUGGAAGGGGUUGGAAAGGAGGGUCUGGGGGGCUGCUGCUGUUUGGAAUAGACAAGAUGGGACUCAGUGGUUUGCCUUAAUAUAAGACAGCCAUAAAUUUGUUGUUGUUAUCAGACAUGUUAGUUGUUAUGCAGAGGCCUCCAGCCAACAUACUUGAAAACACUGAGUGGCUGAAGAAAUCAUUCUCUGAGAAGCCUGACUCCAGAGUUCCCCUUGCAAAGUACCCCUGUUCCUUGGAUCCGGGUCAUUUUUCAAUUUCCAAGGUGCAACUCUCUCUUUUUUAAAGGAGUUCCAAAGAAUAACCUUCUUGUCUACCUCUUUCUUGCAGACUCUUUCUUUGAUACUUUCCACACAAUGGCAGACAUGAUGUACUUCUGCCAGACGCUGUCUUUCAUUGAGAUUGUGAACACACUGAUUGGUCUGGUCCGGGCUCCUUUCAUGCCUGUCAUCCUCCAGGUAAUUGCACAUAGAGAGCCAGCAACCCCUCUCUGGUAACCCCAGGGGCCAUAUUCCAAAAUUGGCCAGGGCCUCCUGGCUCCCAUCUAGGCCAAAUGCCCUUUAUCUCUCGCUCUUUCUCUGCUGGAGUUCCAGCAGAAAGGGGAGGCUGUGGCAGAGCCCUCCCCAAUUGUGCACCUUAGCUUCUAUCUCCUGGAGUGGCAGUGACUGUGCCAAGGUCACCCAGAGGGCUUCAUGACCAAGUGUGGGAUUUGAUCCCUGUCUCCCAGGUCCUAGUCCAGCGCUCUAACCACUGCACCACACAGAGCUUCACCAUUCCUCUAGGGAGCUCAAGGUGGCCUAUGUGGUCCUCCCCAGUUUUAUCCCCACAGCAACCCAACUGAGAAGAGUGACUGGCCCAGGGUUGCCCUGUGAGCUUCAUGGCUCAGUGGGGAUUAGAACCCUGGUCUCCUAGGUCCUAGCCUGGCACUCUGACCACUACACCACCCUGGUUUGAUCCUGCCUGUCUCCAGUCUUGGGCCUGUGUUCAUGUGGGCAGCCUUAAUUGGCAGUCUGGCAGAGCCUUUCACACAUUAAUUUCUGUUCUCCUUUUCACGGGAAGAGGAGCUAAAUCACAUGGAGGUCAAUUGUUCUCAUGAUCUGGAAGCAUGCUGAAUACAGUACUAGCUCCCUCCUGCCCUCUGGCUUAGAGAGAUGCAGACAGAGAGUUUGCUACGUGUAUACCAUUUCUCUGUUCCAAACGCUUCUAUGUCUUUCUCUCCCCUCUUCCUGCCCCAGGUCUUUGGGAGAAACUUUGUGUUGUUACUUGUCCUUGGAGGUGUGGAAGAAAUGCAGAGCAAAGCUGUCGUCUUCUUCAUCUUCUAUAUUUGGAGCAUGGUAGAGAUCUUCAGGUAUCGGGGAAUCUUGCUUUGCAGUCCCAGGCUGCUCUGUCCAGCCAGGCAAUGGCCCAUCCAGUCCAGCAUCCUGUUCAAUUUCUCACAGUGGCCAACCAGAUGCCUCUGGGAAGCCCGUGAGCAGGACCCAAACACAAGAGCACCCUCCCCUUCUGUGGUUUCCUCUGUGACACCCCCCCCCAUACCGCCUCUCCCUUCCAUAUUCAAAUCAUUCCUCAACACAGAACACAGCUGAGCUCAGGCUUAACCCUUUCAUUUAUAUCUCAGCUGAAAGGAAGCCACUGUCUGUGCUGUGGCCUGCUCAGCUUAACCCAGGCUUCCUCAGACUCAGCCUUCCAGGUGUUUUGAGACUACAGUUCCCAUAAUCCCUGACCACUGGUCCUGCUAGCUAGGGAUCAUGGGAGUUGUAGGCCAAAAACAUCUGGAGGGGCGAGUUUGAGGAAGCUUGGCUUAACCCCUCAUUUGCUUCCCUCCACUCCCUGCAGUGAGUGAAGGGCUGUAGCUCAGAGGUAGAGUAUCUGCUUUGCAUGCAGAAGGUUCCAGGUUCGAUCCUUGGCAUCUCCAGGUCAGGCUGGGAAAUGCUGCCAUCUGAAACCCAGGAGAUCAGCCAGUUGUAGACCCAGGGUGGCUAACCCAGGGCCUGUGAGCUGUAUCUGACGCCCCAGUUUGUUUUCAUUUAAUUAUUUUAAUUUGUUAAAUUUACAUCCCACCUUUCCUCGCAAAGGAGCCCUUGGUAACAAAAAUACAAAUAAAAUAAAAACAUACCCCAAAAUUAAAAAGCCUAGUAAGACACCUAAAAACAAAUUUUAAGAACAUUUUAACUUAAUCAUGUGUCCAGGUAGGCCUGCUAAAUCAUAAAAGUUUGCAGCAGGCAUCCAAAAGAGUACUGCGAAGGCACUUGCCUGGUGUCAAUAGGCAGGGAGUUCCAAAGUACAGGUGCUGCCACACUCAAGGAACGACUCCUUGCAGGCAGACAUUGUGUGGAGCUUGCAGAAGUGCAAGAUCCACAAAUUGAGGUGAUAGACUUGACUCGAGCCGGGUUAAUUAGUAAAUUUAGUUAAUUUGACUGAAUUUGUCUAUACCACUUUAAUUAUAAAAACCUCUAAGUAAAUAUAAAAUAUACAUAACAUUAAAAAAUAUAAAUAAAUAAAUUAUAUAAACAAUUAUUCCUGCAUUCCAGGGGGGUGGACUACAUGGACUAGACACAUUGGGAUCCUUUCCAACUCUACAAUUCUAAUAUAUGAAAAUCAGCAGUUAAAAGUAUACAUUGUAAAAUACAAUUACUUAUUAAAACACGUCAACUUUACACUUCUGGGUAGAGCUUGUCUAAAUACAGUUUUAGCAGAUGCUCAAGGCCACAAUAUUUUUUUUGUGCUCCCCCACAAGUCCCAUCCAAAUUCUUAGUGUAUUUUGGGUUUUUUUUAAUGAGGGCACCAGGUUGAGGAAGCUUUUUAUUGUUGCAUUUGUAUCCCACAUUUCUUCCACGGAGCUCAAAGUAGCAGACGUGGUUCUCCUCUUCAUUUUUUCAGAGUCUGGGAUGUAGGUUAGGCUGAGAGACGAUGACUGGCCCAAGGACACACAGUGAGCUUUCAUGGCUGGGUAGGGAUUUGAACCCUGGUCUCCCAGGUACUAGUCCGACACUAUAACCGCUACGCUACCCUGGCUGUGCUACGUCUUUUCAGCUCGCUGCCAUUGUUCAUGGUUCCUCCUUCCUUUCCCUCCUGGGGGGUAUUCGGUGGCUAAGCCUGAUGAGCCACUGACUUGCAGGGCUUCCCUUCCAGGUAUCCGUUCUACAUGCUCUCGUGCCUCGAUAUAGAAUGGAAGAUCCUGACCUGGAUUCGAUACAGCAUCUGGAUGCCCCUCUACCCUCUGGGGAUCUUAGCAGAAGGUAUGCUGGAGAGACAUAGGCGACUGUGUCGACACCCGUUACCUAGCACCGCAAACUUGCCAUCCAACGCCACUCAAGGCUCAGAAGCAGCCUGUGCCAGGUGUGGGGAACCUGUGGGCUUCCAGAUGUCACUGAACUACAAGCCCCAUCAUCCCCGGCCCCUGGCACUGCUUGCUGGGGCUGAUGGGAGUUGCAGUUUAGCCACAUCUGGGAGGUUAAAGGUUCCCCCACCCCAGCUCUGUGCUGAAAAUCUGAUCUUCAUCACCAUCCCAGGAAUGGGCUCCAGCUUACAUCAUCCUGGAUCGUUGGCUGUGCUGGUUGAGGCUUAUGGCAGUUGGAGUCUAUCAGUAUCUGGAGGGAUAACAUUUUCUCCAGCGCUGCUCUAGUCCUGGGUGCCUGAAGAUUGGAAGCAAUUCUUCCAGCCUCGAUUCCGGUACAUUUGCCUGGUUUUCUGAGCUCCUUUCCUCUUGUUGUUCACAUGAUGUUCACAUGAUGAGCUCCCUUCCUCCUGUUGUUCACAUGAUGUUCACAUGAUGAGCUCCCUUCCUCCUGUUGUUCACAUGUUCUCAUGUUUUGCUGGAGACGAGGCUGAGCGAAGCUGCAUGUAAACUGUAGCCCUUUGCUCUUCCCCGCAAGGUGCCUUGACCUCAAGCCCUGUCUCCUUCUGUUUCCAGCUGUCUCCGUGAUUCAGGCUAUUCCCGUCUUCAGCAGCACUGGGAGAUUUAGCUUCAUGCUGCCCUACCCACUGAACGUCACCGUUCCCUUCUCCCUUUUUCUCCAGUUCUACCUUGUCUUCUUGUUUCUAGGUGAGUUUCAGAUUAAAGUCUGCAAACAAGGUAAUGUGGGAUUGGGGUGGACUUCAUGAGGACUAGAAUUGUUCUUGGAUAACUUGGUGGUGGUGGUAGUAGUAAUCAUCAUCAUCAUCAUCAUCAUCAUAGUAUCCUGCUGAAGGGAACUCUCCUCCCAGGGUAAGGUUUUGCACAAAGCUCUGCAGAGUUAGGGGUCAUCAUAAAUUGUCACCUUGCUUUACAUUCCUUUUUCUCCCCAAAGAAUUGCUGGCAAAGUCCAGACGUUUCCUGUCCUCCCUUCUCCAGUCUUUGUUUACUAAGGCAGGAACAGAGCCACACCAAGUGAAUAAAUACUGGCACACAGCCCCUACUGCAGUUGUUUAAGGGGGAGGGGUAGUUUGGGGCCUUGCAAGGCCAGAAGGGCAUGGUGAGAGGCCACUAUUCACAGAGAUACGUUACUCAUUUAUUAAAUCUCUAUCCUGCCCUUUCUCCAAACGGCACCUAAGACAGGAGACAUUGAAUAGUUCAAUCAUUACAAUUUAAAACCAUCUACCAGCAUGUUAGACUGAUGAUUUGGGGAGCUUGAGUACCAGUACUCUCUCUCUUUUCCUUGGCACUACUGGCCUUGGGAGUUCAGACUUUUUCCUUCCUCCAGGGCCGUUUGUGAAUUUCCGCUACCUCUACAAGCAACGGAAGAGACACCUUGGACCCAAAAAGAGGAAAAUGCACUAGGCCGGAGCCUGGAAUGGUUCCUUUCUCUUCUUCUUCUAAUCUACCUUGAAGGCAGGGUUAGGGCUCUCUCCUAACGGUUUUACUUACCCUGUUGAUCUGAAAAGCCAGUUUUGUACAGUUAUAGCCAACAUGCAUCUCCCCUCCCACACAAAGAUGGAUCCAGGUGACAUUCCCCACCUCCCAGUUAGGUCCAGCGACUCUUUGGUCAACCUGAAAGGGUGGGCCAAUAGUCGUAGCCCUUGUGUCCUGUGCUACCUGCAAAUAAAACUGACCCCCUCGGUGGGAACACAACUCCCUGCCAUCCAGGAGCUGAGCAGUGUUUGCCUGGCUAAGUCCACGGGUGGAGGCAAGAGCUUCUCCACGCAGAAAAUUAUUUAUUUUUAGGGGUUUUCCCAGUAUCAAAACCUUUGGAAUGGUCCCAGAGCAGGGAAGCUAGCUGGUCACUGCUUUUUGCUGAGGCUCCCAAGCCAAAGUCCUGAGCAGGGUAACCUUAAGCACCCUUUCCUCUAGCCAAAAGUGGUGUGCUGGUGGUUUAUUGAGGCCUGCCUCUCUUUCCUUCUCCCUGCAGUGGAGAUGGCCAGCUGUGAGGUAAGUCUCCCUCAGAAUUGCUACUGGCAUGCCCUUCUUUGCACAUCAGGAAUGGGGCAUCUGUGACCCUCUAGAUUAGGGUUUCCCGAACUUGGGUCCCCAGCUGUCAACUCCCAUCUUCCCUCGCUAGCAGGACCAGUGGCCAGGGAUGAUGGGAGUCGUAGUGUUUGGAGACCCAAAUACUUCUCCAAAUGUUGCUGGACUGCAACGCCAACUAAUUCUGUGAGUUGGACAUGCAAGCAGGGACCAAUGGGAAUUGGGAAUCCCGACACCUGGAGGACCACAGCUUCCCCAUCCCUGGAUUUAUUCUUUUCUUACAUCUGUAUUCUAACCCCCUUGAUGUGGAAGGACAUCCUGUUGAUUCAGAACUUCUGCAGAAAGACACCUGUUGUUUCUAGAGUUGGCUUGAUGGGACCUCCUCCAGCUCACCACCCAAUAUCACAAUUCUUCUUCUGGUGCAAGAAGGCUUUUGAGUGGCUCCAUGGUUCUAGACGUGCUUUGUCUUUGUGGGGUCUAGGAAAGGCACCAUCCUGCCUUUAGAAUUGGGGUGGGGGGAGAAACACUAUUUAUCCACCAGACUGGGCACAGGCACCCUCCUCAGGGCCAAUUUGGAGGUGACACUUUCACCUUAAUUUACUCCAGGAAGGUAAAUGGUGGGGUUUGGGGGACCCAAGUCCUGAUCUGCCAGUAGUGACACUGACUUUCGACCGUAGCACACAGGGCACCUUACUUAGCCCUUUCCAUUGCUGUCCCAUCUGUUAAAAUUACAGUCUAGGGUGCAGGCACUUUUGUCAUGAAUCUGUAUUUGCUGGUCUUUUGGGAGGCAAAUAGAAUGUGUAUUUCUAAUAAUAAAGAUUUUAAAACAUC